AUGUCACAAAGUCAAACAUCCACCUCCAUUAAUACUGAUCUUUCUUCUGCCAAUCGCUCGGAAAUUACUGGUGAUCAUGUACAAACAACGAAACCCAUUCCAUUACUAAAAUUAGAAGUUCUUCGUACUAUUCGUAUUUCUCAACAACAACAUGGUUUAAGACAUGGAGAUUAUCAACGCUAUAGGUCAUUUUGCUCGAGACGCUUACGUCGCAUUAGAAAAUCAUUAGAAUUUACAUAUGGUAAUCAAAAAAAAUUUUUAAAACCAACAAUCACGGAUGAUUUAGUGGCAAAAGAUACAAGAUAUCUUUUAUUACCAUUGAUGUGUAGUGAGCGUGCAUGGGCUUAUGCUAUGCAAUUGAAAAGUGAAUCUAAUACUGAACCACGAAAAAAGUUCCAUUUACUAAGUCGAUUACGUAAAGCUGUUAAAUACGCAGAACAAUUAGAAGUAUUAUGUAAUCAUCAAAAGUUAUGCGAUGCUCGUACAAAACUUGAAGUGCAAGCUUACACGGCUGUUAUGAGUGGUCAUUGUAAAUUUGAAAUGCAAAUGUGGGAUCAGGCGCUCCAAUAUUAUAUUCGCGCACAAACAAUUUAUGAUAAUUUAAAAACGGGUUUAAUUAGCGAAGACGAUAAACAAAUGAUUGUACAACGUAUUGAAGAAAUAACUACGAAUAUUCGAUUUUGUCAAUAUAAAAGUGGGGAUAAAAAUGCUGCAAAAGAAUUGCGAAAUAUGAGAACAAAAGCAGCCGUAGAUGAUCCAGAAAUGGCACGAAUCUUGGAUAUAUUUUUAAGCGAAACUCAUCAACAACAAACCGCAACGAUGUCUGAAAUAAUGUGGAGAAAUCGUAAAAUACAAGUUAAAAACGAUAAAGUUCGAUUAUUUUUUUUGAAUCAACAAGAGUUUGAAGAUGAAAUCAAGAAAGGUGGCGUUUCAUUUGAUACGAAAAUGAGUUUAUACGAAAGUUUUCUAAAAGAAGCUGUUGAAACAUUACAAAUUGUCAAAGACGAAUUAAAAAAUGAUCCAACGUAUAAACCAGUACGCGAUGCAUCGGUCGUUAGUAAUGAAAAGUUAUCUGAUAAUGUUUGGCUUUACAGUUACAUAUCAAAAAUUCGUUUAUCAAAAAUGAUUGAAAGAAACUUGGCUAUGAUUGAUAAUGCAAAACAACAAAUAUUUAAAGCACCAGCAACAACAACAACAACAAAAAAUUCUGGUGAAGAUAUGUUAUUGACAACAUCAAAAAAAAUUACAAAACCAGCUGAUAUUGUUCGAAUGUAUGAUCUUUUACUUCAGUGCCUAAAUGAUAUGUCAAGCAUACCAGCAUUACAAGAUGAUAAAAUAUUCAAAGCAGACAUUGAGUUUCAAACAGCUGUUUAUAAAGCAUGCAGAUCUUUUUAUAUUGCUGUAUCGUUUGUUCAACAAAAACGUUUUAAAGAUUCAGCUGCAUUAAUUUGUAAAUGUGAAUCGUAUAUGCAACAGGCAAAAGCAAUGACUCAAACACAAAAUAGUGAAAUUAAUUAUCAAACACUUUUAAACGAAUUUAAUUUUAUUCAAUCACUAAUCGAUGAAACAAAAUAUCAGAUUCAAACUUCUGCUACAACGAGUACUGUUUCCUCACCAAAAGUUCACAAUGAUGAAAUAAUAGAAGAAAAAGAUAUUGAGAAAAAACCUCUUAUCGAUCGGUUGGAUAUAUAUUAUGAAGAUCAAACGUUAGCAAAUAAAAAUCGUGUGAAUGUUGUAUCAUUACCACCACCAUUUAAACCGAUUCCCUGUAAACCAGUUUUAUUCGAUUUAGCAUUAAAUCAUUUAAAUUUUCCAUCGUUAGAUGAUAAGGUACAAAGCAAACGUACACAACCGACGGUUUCAACAAGUGGUAAUGAAAAACAGCAACAAGGAUUUAUGGGAUUUGCAAAAGGUUUAUUUUCAUGGAGUGGGAAAAAACAAUAA
Molecule: messenger RNA, 1944 nt
Organism: Didymodactylos carnosus
Lineage: Eukaryota; Metazoa; Rotifera; Eurotatoria; Philodinida; Philodinidae
Source: the annotation of a GenBank genome assembly